AUGUCUUCGGGCGCCCCCACCCAACGCACCCCACUCACCCAGGGGUCUCCCGCCCUGCAGCGCCCAACCCAACGCACCCCACUCAACCAGGGGUCCCCCGCCCUGCAGCGCCCAACCCAACGCACCCCACUCACCCAGGGGUCCCCCGCCCUGCAGCGCCCCAACCCAACGCACCCCACUCACCCAGGGGUCCCCCGCCCUGCAGCGCCCCCACCCAACGCACCCCACUCACCCAGGGGUCCCCCGCCCUGCAGCGCCCCCAUCCAACGCACCCCACUCACCCAGGGGUCCCCCGCCCUGCAGCGCCCCAACCCAACGCACCCCACUCACCCAGGGGUCCCCCGCCCUGCAGCGCCCCAACCCAACGCACCCCACUCACCCAGGGGUCCCCCGCCCUGCAGCGCCCCAACCCAACGCACCCCACUCAGCCAGGGGUACCCUGCCCUGCAGCGCCCCAACCCAACGCACCCCACUCACCCAGGGGUCCCCCGCCCUGCAGCGCCCCAACCCAACGCACCCCACUCAGCCAGGGGUCCCCCGCCCUGCAGCGCCCCAACCCAACGCACCCCACUCAGCCAGGGGUCCCCCGCCCUGCAGCGCCCCAACCCAACGCACCCCACUCAGCCAGGGGUCCCCUGCCCUGCAGCGCCCCCACCCAACGCACCCUACUCAGCUUUAGGAUCUUAG
Messenger RNA from Oncorhynchus mykiss (rainbow trout), 687 nucleotides. The record is from RefSeq and is a predicted model, not a curated record. Lineage: Eukaryota; Metazoa; Chordata; Actinopteri; Salmoniformes; Salmonidae.